UGUUCAGUUCAUAGAAGUGUAUAUUAUAAUGUAAAGAUUGUAAAUGUAAAGUACCCGAUAAAUCUUGUUUAAUUAGUAGAGAAAUUGAAUUAUCUCAUUUGGAAUGCAGUUCAAAGAAUAUUAUCUAAUGAAAAAUUACGUAAACCAUUAAUCGCUCGAAAUGAAAUUUGACCUUAUCGUAUAAAAUAUAAUAUAAUAUUAAAAAAAAAAAAACGAAUAACGACGAGACACGAGUAAUAACUAUAAUCGAUCGAGUAAUCGAUACUCUGAAGAUUGUCAAGGAUUGUAAUAAUUUAAAUAUUUAUAAUUUAUACGCUAUACAUUACUGUUAGUAAUCGCUUUUUUAACGUCAAACAAGACUUGUUCGAUGUACUUUUUUUGAUAUUUUUUUAUAAAACGGGUUAUUGGACAUUUAAACGGACGGAAACGUAACAUUGGAGUUCCGUUACACGGUCAAAUAUUUUAAUCAUCUGUUGUAUAAAAUCAUAUCAAAUAUAUUGCCUACACGGAGUUCAAUAAAAAUAUCAAGCUUGUUAUGGUAUUUGACCGCGUAGGUACUUAUCAAACACCUUCAUCGAUAAUUUUAUAAAAAUAAAAGGUAGAAUAUUAACGUAACGUUGUCCGUUGUCCCCGUAGGGCAUAGAGGUCUACGUAUUAGACCUUAUAAUAUUACGAACUAUAAUAAUAUUAGUGAUAAGUACGGCGAGUACGGUUCAAUAGUUGUUGCCGCCGCCGAUUAGGGUUUGUCAGCACAGAGUUCUCAAUGUUCGACAUCAAAUAUAAAAAUAAAUACCGUUGUGCAAUUAUUCGGCAAUCCGCAGUACCCGUUCAGUUGCCACCGUCGUCGUCGUCGCGUUGAUAACGGUACGGCGCCGCCGUGAUAACACGAGCACACCGCCUCCAAACAACAACACCACCACCACCCGUUAUCGCGUCCGGACAACAACGUCGACGGUGAAAUUCCGUCUAUUUCGUUACGGAUUACGAGUGUCGACAGCGUUCGGUGUGGUUUCAUUAUUUCGAUUACCGUUUGCUUGUUCGUUCCGAUGCCUCUGUAAACGUCACGUCGACGGAGAGGCGGACGAGCGGGUCCGUUUUGUGAGACCGCGUCGCGUGCACUACACGUCCGUCCGAGUGUGGUUCGCGAUCAGACGAAAGCAUAGAGCGACGACCGUGAGCUUUGUCCGCGACGAGUACGACGAAUCCAUCGUCGAGCUGUGUACGACCCCUCGUCGGAGGUGUCUGCCAUGUGUGACGACUCGAUCGGCCCUAUUCCUACACGAAAAAAAUUGUAAACUAGUUAAUUCAGUGGUUUCGCUUGAAAGUUGAUAUUGACAAAGUGAAUGAUGAUUAAUGUUUGAUGAAUUUGAAGUUUUAAAGCUUUUAAUUUCAGGUAUUCUGAAAUAUAGAUUACUAUAGCUACAGUGAUUUGAUAUUUGCCUGUCUCAAUAAUGGAUCCUGGACGACCACAGCAACCGGAUAAAAAGCAGCUGCUACAACAACAGCAACUUUUGUUGCAAAAACAAUUACAACAGCAACAGCAACACCAGCAGUUAUUAAAACAACAACAGCAGCAACAGCUAAAUCUCCAACAGCAGCAAUUAAAUCUCCAACAGCAGCAAUUAAAGCAACAACAGCAGCUGCUCUUACAAACACAAUCGAAUUCUCAACAACAACAACAGUUAUUACAAACACAACCACAGUAUUUGCAGCAACAGUUAUCGUCAAACCAACAACAGCUAUUAAUACGGAAUCAGGAUUUUUUGAAACAACGGGGUAUGCAGCAAGGUAAUUUGAACCAGCCGCAGCAUCUAGAACAUCAGAAAAAACAAGAACCAACUAUUAUAGAUAUCAUACAACUUAACGAUAGCGAUGAAGAAAAAAACCCAGAAGAGAGCCUUACUGUACAUCGACAACAAGCUAUUCAACAACAGCAACAAUCUAGUUUACAGCGACAACAGCAGCUGCAACAGCUACAAACACAACUAGCGCAACAGUCUCAACUUAGUCACCAACCACAACAUCAACAGCAACCGCAAUUUGUACAACAAUCGCAGCAACAGUUUCAAAAUGUGCAGCAAUUACAAAAUGUGUCGCAACUACAAAAUUCGCAACAACUACAGACAGUACAACAACCUCAACUGAUAACACAACCACAGAUUGUACAAAAAUCUCAAGUUGAACGUCAACCUCAAACUGUAAGACAAUUGCAGACUGUUCAGAAACCUAAUUCAUUACAACAACCGCAGAUUAUACAGCAACAAAAUAAUCAGUAUUCUCCGGUGUCUACUCAACAGCAAUCUAAAAAACAGCCUCCUCCUCAUUCGCAACAACUACUUCAGCAGCAGUUACAACAGUUACUAAUAAAGAAUAAAAAUUAUCCACAACGUAUUGUUGUUUUGGGUAAUCAACAGCAACAACAACAGUUGUCACCACAACAAUCGCAGCGCAUGGUUACUAACAACGGAACUGGCCAGCAAUCCCAACAGAUGCAACGUGUUGUGGUAACAAGUACUGGCCAACAAACUCAACAGAUGCAACGAGUGGUAGUUACAGGAACCGGUCAACAACAACAGCAACAACAAAUUCAACGUAUCGUUGUCGGAAGUAAUGGCCAACAACAGCCACAACAAGUGCAACGUGUCGUUGUUCCCACUACUGUACAACAUCAACAGAUGCAGCGUGUUGUUGUUACUAGCACUAGUCAGCAAAUACAACAACAGCAAUUACAACAUGUUGUUAUUCCAAAUGUUAGUCAACAACAGUCACAUCAGAUACAAAACGUGGCUAGCCAAACAUCUAUCCAACAACAAGUUCAACGUAUUGUUACUUCCACUUCAGGCCAACAACAACAGCAGCCUGCGCAACAAAAUCAACCAUUGCCACAACGUAUUGUUAUUGGUCAACUUAAAACAUCGCAGCAGACACAGCAAAUGCAAUCGCCGUCACAAAAUGGAGUAGUUCUUAAUCAGCAGGUGAUGCCACGACAGCAGCAGCAACGUGUCGUCAUUUCAGGCCAACAACAAAUUUUAAAAUUAACGAACCAGCAACAAUCUCAACAGCAAAUCACACUUCAAAAACAGAUGACACAUAAGUUAUUGCAGCCCACACAACAACAACAACAACAACAACAGCAGCAGCAAGAUGUAGUAAAAACCCAGUUGCAACAAUUAGACGUAGUAAAAAAUCUAAGUCAGCAACAAGAUGUUGUAAAAAAACAACAACUGGACGUGGUAAAAAACCAAUAUCAACAAGAUGUAGUAAAAAAACAACUGCAACAAGUGCCAAAUCAACAAUUAUCGAUAAGUGCUGCUGUGUCUCUAACGCAGCAACAAAAAAAUAACCUAAACUUAUCUAAUGAAAAUUUGGCAAAAGAGCUACAUAUAAAACAAUCCCAUCAACAAUUACAACAAUUACACAUACAACCAUCCCAAAAAAACUCACAGGAACAAAUAAAUAGGCAGCUACAACAACAAAAACUUAAACAAAAGAAAGAAAUAGAUGAUUUACAAAAUCAAUUGAAACAAUCUCAGCGAAGUGGUGUUAUAGUAGGACAGUUACAACAACCAGAAAAACCAGAACCAGAAAAGUUGAAAAAGCAAUUUGAAAUACAGAAACAACAGCGACAAAAACUACAAGAACGCCUUUUACUGCAACAACAACAGCAGCAACAAAAAAAACUCAAAGAACAACAAUUGAUACAGAAGCAUCAACAACAGCUCCGUGAACAAGUUUUAUUACAGCAACAUCUUAAACAACAGCAACAGCAACAAUUACAGCAAAAAUUAUUACUCAGACAACAGACAUCUUCAGAAAACCGUAUAUCAUUAGUUGUAGAUGAAGACAUAGAUCAAAAAAUACAAGAUGAAGAAAAAAUUAUCAACUGCUAUGAAAAGUCAACGGAACCAGAGUCUUUGCGGUGUAUAGAAAAGGUCACUGCUGCUGAGAAAACGUCUCAAAUUGGUAUAAAACGAAAGAAUAACGAAAAUAUACCAGUUAGCGAAAAGAAUUUAUUAUUAUUAUCAUCAUCAUCAUCUGAUGAUGAUGAUGACUCUAUUCGUAAACAACGAAAUUUGCUACGUGAAGCUGAACGUCUCGUUCAGGAACGGUACGACGCUUUGACGGUUGUUUUAGGGUCCAAGUAUCAGGCGCAGUAUGAUGAGAUUUUAAGAAACUGGCUUGCUAGUCGAUUAUCACGUGAAGAAUUCGACCAUGAGAUUCGUAAGGUGAUGUAUGUUUCUUGGAUGGCUACGAUGAAAAAAGUGGAUGGUGAUAACAAUUGCAAAAGUGCAUCUAAUAAAAGCAACAAUACUUCGAGUUCGAAAAAAACAGCUAAAAAAUCCACCACUUCUAAGGUGAAAGAAGACAUUACCUCCUCACUUAAUACAACAGUGCAAAAAUCACCAACGUUAAAAAAAAUGACAGAAGAAAACAAAGAAUUACAUAUUAAUAUUGAAAGUAAAGAGGCUAAAGCCAUUUUAGCAGAACGAGUUCCAUUGCAUAAUGCAUUAAUCACCAGUUUAAUAAUGUGGUUACCACUUAAUUGCCAGUGGUUAGAACAGCGUAAGGCACGUGCCCAAGGUGUUUCCGAGACUGGGUGCCCAUUACGAUUGUACACAUAUGCAGAUGUGCCACAAGUUCGUGGCUCAAGUGACCAUUGGUUCCCAAAUCUACCAGGAAGCUUGGCCCGAUGGUAUUGGCCAAAUCAUUUAUCGUGCAAAUCUUCAUUAAUAAAUGAAAAAUCAAUUAACGAACAGGAGAAAAAAGAAGCUGCAGAUGCUCUAGCUACGGCUGUUUUAUUGAAGCCACCAUCGUGCAAAUUGCUCCCAUUGCUGAUGGAAAUUGCUGAAAACACAGUAAAAGUGCAAAGAGCAAGACAAAAACAGUAUCAGAAGAGGUAUCCAAAGACACAAAACGUUAAAGUUAUGAAAAGAUUACAAUGGCAACGACUACAAGAACAAAAACGCUUAGCUACUAUGGUUCGAUUACGGGACGGAUGUUCAAAACUAUUGCGUGAACUCAAAAUGCGUCUUCGAUAUCUUGCCAUUCAAGAAGGCCGACUUAUAGAACGGUUGCGUCGGCUGCAGAUUCGUAUGUCGCAACGACGGCGACGAGUGUUGGCACAAUUUGAAAUUAGAGAGAAGGACCUAAAAUCUCGGAUACGUAAGUUUUUUGGUAAGUCACACCCAGAACAAUCAAAUAAUGAUUCCCAAGAGCACCUAUAUUCAGCUGAUUCAAGUAAUGAAGAUAAUGAACCAGAUGACGAUGAAACAGAUGAAGAGCCUCAUCAUAAUACUCUCAAACAGCGUUGGAAAAAAGUUCAUUUACAGAAAAAAAAUUAUGGGAAAAAAAAGCCAUUAAAUAUUACGAAUGCUGAACAUCAAUCUAGACCAAAUUUUCAAGGUAAAUGUCCACAACCAACGGCCUUGACGAUACGAUUAUUACGUGACAGACAACGAUUCUUGACAACCACUCGAUUGCUACAAGUAACAAAACAGGAGCGCUUACAAGUUAGUAGUUAUGCCGACUAUCUGCGAGAGGUCAGAAAUAAGAAUUGCCCGUGCGGAGAGUUUGAUGACAAACCAUGUCAAUAUCGAAGGCAAAUCCGUCAAUUACGAAAAAAGAUAAGAGUCCGUGAAUUAGCUGAAAUUAAGAAAGAAAUAGAUAGAGAACUAGUAAAAAAAGCCCCAGAAAAAGAAAAGGUAGAUUCCAAACUAUUACAAAAGAAACCAUCUAUAGUCAUUCAAAAGAAAAAGGCAGAAAAUCAAAAGAAAAAAGUUGUGACAAAAUCAUCCAAGAAAACGAAAUCAGCGGUGAUUAAGGAAAAUGUUAAUGUAGAAGCAGAGCAAAAGAAAAGUAUAACUGCCAAAGACACCAAUAUAGAUAAUAUAUCUACGAAAACUAAUACAACUUCUAACAAUAAUAUUUCAAACAAAACGACAUCCUUGGUUACCUUUAAUACAAAAAAUGUAGAAAUUAAAGCAAGACAAACUUUGGACAAUUUAGACCAAGUAAAUAAAGGAAAACAUAAUACAGGAAUCAAUUGUGCAACAUUCGAAACACAAACUCGAGUAAAUAAUUUGGGUAAUACAAGAAGUUGGAUAAGACCUUCGCAUUCAAAGGAUAAAAGAAGUGUAGUGAAUGUAGCUGAUGCUGCUGCUCGUGCGGCACAAGCUGCAUUAGCUGCAUCAAAGAAAACUCAGCUCAGAAAAACUAGAGCGGCAGCAGCUGCCGCUGCCGCCGCUGCUGCUGCCGCUGCUGUCACUACUGCUGCUGCCGCUACUACCACCACUACAGUUACUGUGACCUCUGGUAAAGUCGACGACGAUCCGCGAGCAAGUGAACUUAUGCCGCCUCCGCCACCUCCGCCUCUACCAAAAACGUCUACUCCAAGAAACCCUACAAUUGGAGCUCGAUACUUACAGCAACAGAAAUUUUUGUUGGAUCGACACAGACAGCUGGAACGCAUUCGACGUGAUGAAGAAGAACGACGGCAACGAGCCCAAGAAGAACAUCGGCGACAAAAUCAGGAGUAUUCUAAUUGGGAAGACGAAACAAGCAUGAAAACAGCUGACGUAUCUUCGCAGUAUUUACCAUUUUCCCAACGAAUGCCAUCUAAGCGACAAAAAGAUCCAGUAGGUACCGUAAGUCGAGACACUAAUAGCAAAGAGCAAGAAGAAUUUGGUAACCUAAAUUCCAGAAAAUCUAAAAACGAAGAAGAUAGACGAAAACUGAACGAUUAUUAUUAUUAUUAUUAUGGUGGUGAUGAUUAUUAUUCAUCGGACGAAGAGUCUUCUGAAUCAUCGUAUAUCGAACCUCCAUUUCCUCCGCUUUUACAUGACCUUCGUAUAGACCAGUUACCUCGGCCUAUGAAUCGGAUACCACCGGCGGCCGUUCUUCCUCCUGGUGUUCGAUCUCGAAUGCAGCCAUUACAUUCAACAUAUUCAAAAAACCAGGACGUUGAAUCACGUGCUUCUUACAGUAAUUCUGAAGUUGAAAACUUACAAAAACACAAAUUUAUGGAGACUGAACAUGUACAAAAUAUUUAUAAACCUAUUCAAAAAGAAUCCUUUGACCGUACCAUGGAAUUUAGUAUGAGUUUAAAUCCGCUCAAAAAGACUGAUAAAAACAAGAUUUCUGAGUCAGCCGAUUCUUCGUUUGGUAAAGAUUUACCCAUAACAAUAAAAAAUAAACCGAAUAAAGGUUUACAGACUGAAGAUAUAGAACAUCAGGGACAGCAUCAGUUGCAACAAGGAAGAAUUAACAAUUCUAAAAUAUCAUCAGCACAACGAAAAGACCGUCAAAAUGUAGAAAAAUUGCUGGGAUCUAAGAAGAUGUUAGAACAAGGUCGACAAGGACGAAAAGAGGAUCCAAAACCAAUAAUGAAGACGAUCCAGUGGCCGGAUUGGUCAAAAGAAGAUUUAAAUCAAGUGACAAUUACUUCGGUUACAAAAACAAAUUCGUGUACCAGCGAACAAAUAAAAAACCAUCCUUGUCAAUCUCAACAUCGAAAUUCUUCAAAUAAAAUUACGAGAUAUCCGUCAAAUAAAAGUCAAGAACUAGUCACUAGAGUGGAUAUUGAAGAAUUGCGAUCGGUGCAGUGGAAAGCGCCGUUGACACAGUGGAAUAAACGACCUAUUGCGUACGAAGCUGCUAUCAAACAGAUUUAUCCGAUGCAAAGCAAAGAGAAAGACAUACAGCAUUCAAUGAUUGAAAAUGUAGUCACAUGCACAUCGGCCAAAUUUGAAGUUUCAAAUCAUCACUUAAACGAUCAGCAAGAGAAGUUGCGAUCUGAAAUUGAGCGACAAAAACGUGAGCGUAUUAAGCUACAAGAUAUGGUAUUUGAAUAUCAAAAACUUGUAGAUACUUUACCCUCAAAUGAACAAUUACAACAUAUGAUCCGAUUGAAACAGCACCUUCGGCCUUCAGGAAAUACGUUUGAAAAAACUUCUGUCAAGUGUAAUCCGUCGACAGAGCAACAGAAACUAACCCUAGCAUCAAUGAACAAUGUUUGUAUAUUACGAAAUGAUUCGUCUUCCUUUAUAUAUACUUCUGGUGAUGAUCAAGAACCAUCAGUUUUGAAACGAAUAGGUAAUCUGUUGUUAAAAAUUAAACAUCAGCAGGAAGAAAUGUACCGAAAGGUUGAUCUUAAUGACGAAAUUAAGAUAUCUAGUUCUCAAGUAGUUUCCAAUAAACUUAAUGUUAAUACUUUGGUACAAAAUGAUCUAAAAAAUUGGUGUGACCUGUGGCCCGCAUACCAAGACAAGCCAAUUCAUGAAGAACUAAUGGAUGACGAACAAAGGUUACGCCGGACUCAAGAAUUGAUCGAUCAAUACUAUUCCACUAAUACCAACAAAAAAAUGGUACGUUCGUUGGAUCAACAAAAACGAAGGCUUGGAAAGUAUGGACGAGAACGACUUGAACGAGAGCUACCCGAGUAUCAACAAUUCCGAACAAUGCAAUCGGAAACGUCAGCUAAACCAAAUCUUACUGAACCAAAAAUAACUCAAAAAUCACAAAAUCUUCAGUGUACUCAACAACAAUUGUCCGAACGACAAAAUUGUCUAGAACAAUAUAAGCGACUUGGACGAAUUGAGCAAUUGGAACAACAAAAACACCUUUUAGGACAUAAUCAACAAUUGAACGAAACAAAAAUCCAAAACAAACAGCAUCAAGAUCCUAGUUGCACAUUAAUUCAACAGAAGCAGUCUCAGUACUGUUGGACCGUCAGUAAAUUUCGAGUAUCAUCUACACUAUGCUAUGACGAACAACUUUCACUGCAUGAACAAUUGAUGCGUAGAAUCAUGAAAAAGAAAAACAUUCAGAUAUUAGAAAAACAUCAGCCACAGCAGAAGCGUCCCAAAUCCACUGAGAUUCCUGAUACUGUGAUUAGACCCAAGAUAAUAAUGCCCAAAAAUACAUCUAAUAUAAGUACAAUGAGGGAAAUGAGUAGAGGAUCUCAACUUUGGUGGAUGAACAUAGGUUUGCAGAGGCAAAUAUCACCGUUAGUCACGGGCAGCGAAAAUCAAGGCGACUUAGAACUAACACCGCUAGCGAUGAUGCCAAUCGGCAAUCAACCGCAAAUGACUAGACCACAAACAGCCACAACAGUAGCAUCUAUCGUGGACAUAAAUCAGAAACGGAAUGCAAUAUUUUCUAAUAAAACGAAACUAAAGAAGUGGUUAACACCACAUUUAUUAAAGAUGAUGACAAAUGUUGAAGAAAGGUGGUUGGAGCAGUUGCAAACAAAGAUAUCUCAGCUUGACCAACAAGUAAGUUUACAUUGGAAAACCAUGAAAGAAAAGCAGGAACAACAAGUGAAAUUAUUACUGAAUUAUGACAAACAACUGCAAUGGGAAAAAGAAAAGAAACGUAUAGAACGUGAAAAACGGAUACAGCAGCUAAAGAAACGAAAACCGUUUCAAGCUUUGCCUGUACAUCAUCAGCAAUCACAUGCAUCACGGGCGGUUGGAAACAUACGACAACAACAAUCGGAAAUACCUAUAAUUGUUAUCGAUGACGAUGAUGAGCCGUUGAUUGAUGCGAUACUUGAUGCCCCAAAACGGGACUCAAAUACACAUCCUGUGUUCAUAAAUGAUGACCUAUUAAAACAAGAAUUGGAAACAAAAGUAUUUUAUGAGGAUCAGUACAAGGGAAUCAGUAAUCGAUGGAAGCAAUUGGAAGUCAUACGUAAAGCACACCAACAGCAAUGGAAAUCUAAGCUGAAAAUGUUAUUUUCAUAUAAGGAAACAAAUAAACAAUUUUGUUGCAAACUUAAUGAGCGUUUUAUGAGAACUAUAAAGGAUCCAAAUUUAAUUAUUGCUCUGGAGCAGCUUAACGGAGGUCCGUUGAAACAUACGGAACAACAACAAAUGCGCCCAUCUGAAUUAUGUUCUAUGCAAGUACAACCAAGAGUGUUACACCAGCAACAAGUAGCAUCGCGAAACCAAAAACGACGCCAUCCAAACAAACAAGGAGAACACAAAUUUAAAAAACAAAAUAUGAACCAUUCCAAUAAAAACCAACAGAAAAAAUCCAAUAAAAAUCAAGAAUUAAGCAGUACUUGUCAAAUACGUAGUAAACGAAGAAAUCAACUAAUAAAACAAAACAAACAACUCCGAAAUGAUCAAAUGAUUACAAAAGUCAAGUCACCAGCAUUGAAUUCAAGACACAUAUCCUUGCUACGAAACAGAAUACUUAAUGUCCACUCGAAUCGCAAUAAGCGACUCCGGAAGCAAAAUCAGCGAUGCGUGUCUAAAACGGAUGUUAGCCUUGUUGACUCAGAAAAUCGAAUUCAGCAAUAUGAAGGAGUAAAUAAAUCCAUGAAGUUGAUUCUUAGGACAUUGACGUAUUCGCUACAUAAUCAACGGUCUGCAUUGCAACGUCAACUGGAUAGACUAAACGAAAAUCAUGUAGACACAAAUGCCAAACAAUUAGUACCUACAAUUUCAAAAACAUUAAUGAUGUCUAUUCAACAUCCUACCAUAACUUCAAUGAUAUUGCCACCAUUACAACCAUCAACCAUAAAACAACAAUCUUUAAUUUCUACUGUUACGUUAAGCCCGCAACGACCAUUAACUUCUAUAGAACAAUGUUCAACGUCUCCAGUAAUAUUAAUACCACAACUACCGAUGCAAUCGAAUGAAUCAUCUUCGUCAACACCAGCACUGCUCCAAUCAUGUCAACAAAAUCAACUGGUGGAAAAUAAACGACAGGCUAUGAAACAACGGCUUAAUCAAAUACACAGUAAACUAAAACCUUUGAUGGAAAUGUGGCAGCUCUCACUUCGGAUGCCUACACGUUGGUUGUGGCAACAAUUAAAUGAUAUCGAGCAGUUAAGGCGAAAAGAAUUUUCAGUUAAAUCCAUGUUAGACUUGGGAUGUUUGAAUGGCCGACAGCAAAAAAAACAACAAAUACUUCAAAAUAAUGAAGUUUCAGUAGUGAUGACUUCAACUACUAUGACUCAGUAUUCUUUACAACAGCUUCAACGAAUCCGUGAUCAUCUGAAUUGGCGACAACAACGAUUGCGUGAUCUAAUUGAAGAUUUUCUGAUUUUGAUUUGUCCAGAACAACAUCCCAUGUUAUCUGAGACAAGCCAGCAACCUUCAACUUCUUCCGUCUUAAUCAAACUACAGCAACAUCCGCCGAUGACAGAACAAAUAAAUUCAGCAUACUCAGCGUUAUUAAAUUUGCAAUGUCCAUCAUCGUUAAAACAAACGCAACAACAAUUUUCGAGCUAUUCAUUAUUACUUAAACUAAAACAACCGCUAAUUGCCAAUCAGCAGUCAUUAAUGUAUUCAACAUUACUGAAACUUCAGCAACCACCUAUAUUAAAACAAUCUUCAUGUUCUCCAUUGAUGAUAACUACACAGCAAGAGCCAACUGCUUUGAUUUCAAAUAAUCUAACACUGUGCCCUACGAUCAGUACUAACAAAGACAUACACUACACUAAUAACCAAAUACAGGAAAAAAAACAGCUCAGUACUAAAAGAAAUGAAACUAAUAAUUCUUUGAAAAGAGUUCAAUUAAUUACUGAAGGUAGGCCAAUGUCAUCGAUUAACGUAAGUUAUGUACCAUUUGCCUCGUAUUCACCUGAUCAAGACAAACCCAUUGGCAAACUUAUUCCUACCAUUGAAAUUUUGGAUUCUGAUGAAGACGUGGAAAUAAUAGACUCUGAUUCUAGCACCGAGUCAUCGAACGAAGCUAGCUUUGGUGUGCAAGUUUCAGAAAAAUCACCCUUAACCAUUAAAAUUAUAAAAAAUAAACCACUUUCGAGUUCAAAUUCGAUGAUCAAAGACUCGAAAAAUAAAUCUAAAAUACGUGACAUGAAUUCUGUUAUAAAAUGUAAAGAAAACAAAAUCAAUGUUGACUUGGAUCAAGAUAUGGAGAAAGCAAAUAAUGAAUAUACGAAAGUAGAGAAAACAAUUCAAAUAGAAGCCAAACAGAAAGAUUUCAAAAAGUUAAUAAUAAAUAAAGAUGAAAAUAAUAAAAAACUUACGAGUGAACACGAAGAAAACAAUAAAGGCUUAUUUUCAGAAAAAACAAUAUCAAAGACCAUUGUCAGUAGACCAACACGAAUAGCUGUCCUUGUUAAUAGACCAAAUGAAUCAGUAGCAGUCAAUAACGAACCAGCUAUUGCUGUUAACAGCAAUCAAAUAUUAAAAGUAGCGGUGGUUGAAUCCACAUCAUCAAUGAUUUCGAACAUCGAUAGAAAAACUAUAAAGGUGGUACCUGAAGGAAGAAAAACGAUGCAAAUGACUAGUAGUGUUCCGUACCCAGCACACGUAAAUAGUGUAGGUAGGACAAUAUCAGUCAUUAGUAAAUUAACGGAGACUGCAGUGGGUGUUAUUAGGAAAGCCCCGAUAAUAGACCAAAAUCAGCAGCCUACAAUUAACUGUACACUAUCACCGAUUACAACGCCUUUUGAAAACUCAAAUAUUACAAUGACAAAGUCAAUAAAUCAAUCCCAGAGUAACAGCAAUGGUACCGAAAAUAUGAUACAAGGUAAUAAGGUUGUUACGACAAACCACCGCCGUCGAAUUAGCACACUUACACUUUCAAAGACAGUACGAAGACAUCGACGCUUAAAUCGUACUAUAUCGUUGGAAACUCGUGGACUAGCGGUUCCAACGUUCCGUGACCAUGGAUUUGCUCAAGGUACCAUUGAACUAGUUAUUCAUGAGCGGUUCGUGACAACUAUAAUGACCAUGUCGGCUGCACAUACUAUCGCGUCAUAUUUGCCUCCACGACUUCCACAAAUACCAUUCGACUAUGCUUCAAUUUAUCAAUAUAACUUAUUCAAUGACGUCCCUACGACAAAAGGUAAUAACAGUAACGUACACAACACAACUAAUAAUCAAGCUAUAAAGUCAGCCAAAAAUGUACCGGUUACAUUAUCCGGUGUCAUGGGUUGGUUAAAGAAAACUGUGAAGACCUCCUCAAACUUGGCAUGUGGUAACGGACAUGUUUGGAAUGGUUGCGCAAGGACAAAUGGUUCUACUCUAAUGACUUUAUCCAAAGUUGUCAAAGAAGCCAUAUCGCGUAAUAACGCUAUCCGAUCACGUGCUACAUCUUCGUCCCAUACGACUACGGGAGUGAAAACACCGACUACCAUAUCAACAAGAGCAUCGAGGUCGACAAAUAAGAAACCCAUACCUGUCAUAACAAAUUUGACAGGAAGGUCCAUGUCAGCCACGGUGCCCACUUCACCUACCUCUAAUAGUAAAAUUAAACAACAAAUAACUACCAAAAGAUCUAAUUCUCUGACUUCCACUGCAACACCGUUAUCAUUGAAAACUAUGGCCACAUGUAUCGUCUCUACUCCAUCGAUAAAAAAUGUGUCAUCGUCUUCAUUAGUAGAUGGGCUCCACAAUAGAUCCAAUUCAGUUAUGGUGAAAGCAAACGUUAAUGAGCAACAAAAACCACAGCCAACUAAAAGAUCAGCGUCAAUGGCAUUUUCAUCUGAAACACUCCUCACUUCUCAAACGACGACAGACGUUAUGGUCCCAAUACUGGAAAAGAAAGAAUCAACAAUAGUGUCCCCACCGAACAAGAGAUCUAAAUCAGCAGUUAUUAACCAAUCACCGACUUCAACAAAACCUGGUCGGUGUGAAGAGCGUAUUAGAUCUAUCAAACGAUCCGCAUCUGUAGCCGAAUAUGUCUCUCCUUCCAUAACUAAUAGUAUGUCGGACUUGUCACCUACAACAGUCAAACCUCCCAAGAGAUCCAAGUCGGUCGUGGUAAUUACACCUGUGACAGAGGCAACUUCUGCAUCUAGUGAUAAUCUCGAACGAUCAUUACCGGUCAAAAGAUCUGCGUCGAUGGCAUUGUCACCACCUACAAUUAGACAAACUACCAGAUCUUAUUCGACAGAUGUAACAUCAUCAUUAUCAUCCAAUAAAAACCCCAACAUAACUCUACCACAACCCAGAGUAUCAAGAACAAUACCUCCUUUAAUAGUAUCGGAAGCAACACCAAAUGAUACGAAAAAUAAUAUACUCACCAACUCAGUUAUUAAAACCAGUGAUGAAAAUAACACCAUCGUUGAGAAAACAACAACGAUCACAGAAGAAGAACAGCGUACUGUUACUGUAACGCGAACUCUGUGUCCUACCAUACCGGCACCGAUGGACGUGACAGCCGAUGCUUGCACUCUUGUAAAAGCUGCAUGUGAACAAUUCAUCAAAGCAAUGGUAAUGGAACGGCAUUUGAAGGCAGGUCGCGGUGCCGGCACACUUCAACUGCAUCGUCGAGACGCUUACGCCGCGGCUAUAGCGGCUGACGACGAUAUUCGACCAUUUCCAGAUUAUUGUCGAACACCUUCCAUCGUUAAAACUCCUGUUAAUCCAAUAAAACCGGCGCACGGUCCAGGAGAAAAUGAUGUAGAAAAGGACUCGGUAUUCGAACAGAAUUCUAUCGCUACUGAUAGUAGAUGUAAUGCCAAAUCAAUUGUUAUUACAACAGACAAGCCGGAUAACAAUCAUGAAAGGCGAUCUGUAUCAAAACAACAAUCAAUUAUUGUCGACAGCAAAUCAAAUAAUAAAUUAUCUGUGUUGACAGUAAAAACGGUUAUCGAAACACAGACUACUUCUACAACUACGAGUACGAUCAAUAAAAUGCAAUGUCCAACGUCCAUUACUACCAUUUAUCCAAAAAAAACCAUCGAAGGUACUUCGGCUAGAACAAGAGGCGUAGUAGUAUUGAAAAAGAUGAGGAGUUCUGAGCUUACUCCAAAAACAACGAUUCCAUCGACCACCGAACAAUCGACCAGCGCUCAGUUGUCUUCGGAUUCAACAGCUGCUGAAAUACGGGCGAAGAGCUCUCUGCCAGUGCCUGAAACGACCACAAAAUCUCCGCCUGCCGUCGAGAAUGUCACGGAAGUCGUCACCGAUACGUUACUUGAUUCGACACCCGAGCUGCUGCCCGAAGCUACAUUGACUUUCAAAACUUCUACGUCGACUCGCGGGUUUUUCGUGGAACGUGGUAGACCUUUGUUGCGGCCCGCUUUCAACCGACGUCAGCCGUUCGGCACGCUGGUAGCUACCUGUACCAUGGCGUCCGUGGAUACAGCCGCCGUCAACAAAACGUACUUUUCAAAUGACCACGGCCAAGAUUUGGACACCAAAGCCAAUUUGUCAAAUAACGAUCCCUUUACCGAAGCUUGGGGCUGUUAUUUUGGAAAUCAACUAAUGUUACCGCCCGCCAGCAGGUUGAACAAUUUCUUGAAUAUCGGAUACAGAUCGGUGGUGCCGUCGUUCGAAAAUCAAGAUAGUAUAGACUGUGACAACGACGCCGUCGACACCGGCCACCUAUUACCGCUCGAUAGUACGCUCACAAAAUCGCCUCAUGAUAUCAUGGAGAUAAAUGAUAACAGUGAUCAAGAUCAGAUGUUGUUGGCAAACAGUCGACAGCAACUGAUGUUCAUAGAGAUCGCUCGCCAUCAACAGUACAUGAAGCGGCUGGAGCAGGAGAUGAAACAACGUGUCCAAGAAUACCAAAACCAAGAGCCCGAACCUCAGGAAAUAUACUACCAAAAGUUCAUGAAACUGCAGUUCGGCAAAAAAAAUACGUCACCGGAACAGUCAUUAUUGCGGCUCACUCCAAACAGCCACAGUCGCCACAGUUUAAUGAGUUGGUAAAAUUAGGGUGCUCAUGAAGCAGCUUUGAUAAGAUUCUUUUCUUCCAUAUGGCAAUAGUAGGAAUCCGUAUAAAAUUGUUUUACUUAUACUAUGCGCUUUAAACUACCUUUUUUCAUUCCAUUGUGUACUGUUUUUUAUGCAGGUGCUAUAAUUGAAUAUUUUUCCCUUUAUAUAAAAAAAAAUAUAUGUAAAACAAUAUUCGGUAUAGCAUUACUCCUUAUACACUGACAUUAUAAUGUUUCUUUUAAUAACUAAUGAUAAGAUUAUUUACUGCCUUUGAUUCAAAAAUCAUAAAUAUUCUAAUUUUUAAACUGUUAAAUUAUCAAUAAUAUUUUUAUUUUAUUUUUUAUUAUUUAAUUUUAAAAUUAUUCAUUGUCUUUUCGACUUUUAAAAAAUAUAUAUAUAUUACAUUUAAAUGUGUACUUCUAAUAUCCUAUGACUCUAAUGUAUUAAAAAAAUAUUUGAAUAAAAUUAUAUUUUUAUAAUUACUAUAAA
Messenger RNA from Aphis gossypii (cotton aphid), 16133 nucleotides. RefSeq lists its product as uncharacterized. The coding region runs from base 1452 to 15638 and encodes 4728 amino acids. NCBI's taxonomy places the organism in Eukaryota, Metazoa, Arthropoda, Insecta, Hemiptera, Aphididae. The record is from RefSeq and is a predicted model, not a curated record. The transcript is spliced from 3 exons.